Molecule: messenger RNA, 10293 nt
Organism: Procambarus clarkii (red swamp crayfish)
Lineage: Eukaryota; Metazoa; Arthropoda; Malacostraca; Decapoda; Cambaridae
Product: centromere-associated protein E
Biological process (GO): mitotic cell cycle; microtubule-based movement
Cellular component (GO): microtubule
Molecular function (GO): ATP binding; microtubule binding; microtubule motor activity
Source: RefSeq, a predicted model, not a curated record
GGCAGGAUAGACGUCCAUUAGGUAGCUUCUCCCGAGGCCGUGAUUGGUCGGCCCGCCCGAGGAGCCGCGCCCUGAUUGGUCGAGGGCGGUGUUUUGGAGGGUGAGGGCAGAGUUUAAACCAGGAGAGGCGGCCAGCGAGGCUGUUUUAGUCUGCUUGGGCGUGUUUGAAGGCGGGUAUUAUUGGAGGUUAUGGCGGGCGUGCAGGUGGUGGGCGUGUGAGGGGAGAGGGAGAGCAGCGCGCCAUAAUACAGCCCCACACACCAGGGCUGUGGCAUACUUCACUCCCACACUUGGAGACAUCACACUCGAGAGCAUCACCUUUGUGGCCAGUUCUUCAAAAUUGAUGCAGUCACUGUAAAGAAAUCAUGUCUGACAAUAUCCUUGUGGCUGUUCGGUUGCGGCCAUUGAUCUCACGGGAGGAAACAGCCUCGGCUGCACUUCACUGGCAGAUUGGUCCAGAGAACACACUAUCCCAAAUUGAUCCAUCUUCUAAGAAACUCCUGUCUGCUCCUUACAAAUUUGAUCGUGUGUAUGGAGUAGAAUAUGAUAAUGAAGAUGUGUAUAUUGAAGUAGCAGAACCAAUCGUGGAGAGCGCUUUAGCCGGAUUUAAUGGAACCAUAUUUGCUUAUGGUCAAACUUCAUCUGGCAAGACGUUCACCAUGAUGGGCAACAAGGAUUCUCCAGGCAUAAUUCCCCUGGCCAUCCAAAAUAUCUUUAGGUCCAUAGAGAAUACUCCAGAUCGUGAAUAUCUAAUAAGAGUUUCCUACAUGGAAAUCUACAAUGAAAAUAUAACAGAUCUUCUUGCAAGCAGAGAUCAAAGACUAAAGUCCCUUGCUGUAAGAGAAGAUGUGUCGGGGGCUGUUUUUGUUGCAGACCUGAAGGAAGAGUGUGUUAACUCUGAAGAAAAGUUAUUGGCCCUCAUGCGUAAAGGAGACAAGAACCGUCACGUAGGAAUGACAAACAUGAAUGAACGCAGUUCUAGAUCCCACUCCAUUUUUCGACUGAUACUGGAGUCACGAGAGAGAGGGGAGGGGGACAGUAGUGAGACUGUUGUUACCGUUUCUCACCUUAAUUUAGUGGAUCUCGCAGGAUCCGAGAAUGCCUCUCAGUCUGGUGCAACCGGAGAAAGGCUAAAGGAAGGAGGCUUUAUCAAUAGAUCUCUAUUUAUGCUGGGUCGAGUGAUCUCACAGCUGAGUGAAGGAGAACAAUUUGUUAAUUUUCGGGAUUCCAAAUUGACAAGAAUUUUACAACUGUCUCUUGGUGGGAAUUCCAAAACAGCCAUAUUCUGUACAAUCACUCCGGCAGCUGUUGAGCAGACGCACUCCACGUUAAGAUUUGCUUCAAGAGCCAAGUCAAUAAAGAACCAACCCAUAGUAAAUGAAGUCUUGUCAGAUGCAGCAUUACUGAAGCGAUAUGCAACGGAGAUAAAAAAUCUGAAAUAUUCUCUUGAAAGAGAACGGCAAACUGACAAGGCUCAAGAGGUUGAGCAAGUUCGAGAAAAGCUUGACGAACAAGAACGCAAGAAUCAAGAACUCUUGGCAAAAGUUAACGAAUUGAAAACAAAGUUGGUGGUGUCAAGCCAUCCACGUGAGAGUUCUAAAUCUAGCAAUGCUAAAAAGAAGUCAAGACGUGAGACCUGGGCAGCACCAGCAAUGUUCCGAGCUAUGAGAGCAAGUAUGGGUAUCGUUCACGAGGAACCCAUCAAUGUGGACUACAAGUUCUUGGCUCCCGUGAUCCCGCCAUGGGUAGAGCAGAGCAAACUUUCAGAUAGCCCUUGCUCAGAGUCUUCACUGUCGAUGAUGGAGUGCUCUGUUGUGUCAGAUGGAUUUGGCAAAGGUGAAACCACUAUCAAUAUGGAGUUGGCUGAGCAGUCGAAGUUAGGGGUAUUGGACAAUAGCUUCAGCCCACCUUGUUCUAUGGUUGUCAAACGUCGUAGGAGGGUGCAGUUUGAAAUAAGCCCUCAACAGCAUGAAGGGUUUUGUGAUGCUGAAUGUCAGACUGAAGAGAGCUUGCAUCCUUUGACAGGCUAUCUCAGAUUAUCGCAUCCAUCAACACCAAUGGGGAAGUCUGAGUCAAUAUCUCAUGCUCAGAAGAUGGUGCCACCUGGUACCCCAGAACAUAUUCGAAAAGCAAUAAUUGAGGAGUUGCAACAGAAGGUGAUCACUCAGCAGGAGUGGAUAUCAGAAUAUGAAGUAGAAAUAAAUGAGUUGCAAGAAUUUCAGAGGCGUGAGAUUGAGCUAUUGCAGGAGAGCUUCUCUGCAAAGUUUCCUGGUGGAUCAGUAGACAAGACGAUGGAGCUUCAGAGGAAAGAGAUAAUGUCUCUAAAGCAUUCUCUUCGGGAUGCAGAGUCACUCUUACUUGAUGCCAAUAGAGAACGGUCACAGAAUUCACAAGAGAUGCUGACACUGCAAGAAGAAAUGAGAAAAAUUAAAGAAGAAAACUUGCGUUGCAGUUCAUUUGAAGAAGAACUUCUUAAGCUACGUGAAGAAGAGAAACGGUUGAAGAAGGCUAUAGCAAGCAAGGAUGAUAGACUCAAACAACUUGAAAAUGAACGCCAAGAUUUUGAUAUGAUGAUGGAAUUAGCACUACAGAAGCAGAAGCGAAAAGAAAAUGAUCUAAGGAAAAGCCUAGAUGAUGCUUGGAAGGAAAUAGCAGCUUAUGAGGGAAGUACCAAAGAAGAUAUGAAGAGACGCAGCGAACCUGUUUCGCUGCUGAAGGACAAGGGAACUAAACUCCGCGACAGCAUCCAGCUGCCCGAAGAAGCAGAGCAAAAAAUAAAGAACCUUGAGCAACAGUUAAAGGAAGCUCACUACAAGCAGGAAACAAAACAGAAGGAAAUAGCAGAGCAAAACUUGAAGCUUCAACAGAUGUCUGUGUUAGUAAAGAGAAUGGCAGAAAUUGAGUCUCAAGUUUCCUGUGUGGAGAGUCUCAAGAGCAAGUUGACCAAGACUCAGGAUGAACUGGAAAAUUUGACAAGAGAGAACAUGGACCUGCAAGACCUAUGUAACUGUCUACAACAGGAAGGAGAUGUUGGUCAGCUUCAGGCACUGCAGGAAGAGGUACAGUAUCUUCGCGACAAGCUGGAAGAGGCUGAUGUAGGAAAAAGCACAACAGUGUUGCGCAUCCCACACAUUAAUGUUGGCAAGGGAGACAUCACUCUAUCAUCUUGGGAAAUUUCUCGCAAACUGUCGGAAACAUUGCAAGUUUUAGAAGAAUCUAUAGUAACUCCUUCUUCACCGAUUAGAGGAUCCAUUAGCUCUCUAGAUGAACCUUUCUUGCAAGCACAAGAACUGGAGGUCAUCAAACAGCAGCUACUGGGCCUUCAGGAAUUAAUUCUUGCACAAGAGAACUAUGUACUUCAGAAACAACAGGAGCUGAAAGACCUGGAUGCAAAAACAACAUUUGAACGCUUGUAUCACCCACAGGUAAUUGCAGAAGUUGAAGAGGAAGUAAAUGUAUGGAAGUUACAAGAAUCUUUCUGUUCAGAAUAUAUAAUAUAUUUCUGGAGCUCUCACUACAAUUGCAACCAGUGGGGCCGGCCACGUUCAGGAGCAGCUGAUGUGAUGCUCCACACUGACACCACAGCGUCAGAAGAGGCAGCACAGAAAAUGGAUUAUAAGGGAAAUGGUUGUGAUUGUAAAUAUACAAUCUGUAAGUCAGCUUUUGCUGAAGAAAAUGCUGCUGUUCUGUCAUUUGGUCAAGAGCCUCAUUGUGUUCAAACUUCUGAUGCUUUGUUCUCAAGUACUGAAUUAGAUGCAUUGAAACAAGUCCAGCAGUUAAAAUGUCAAUUGGAACUUGUAAAUACAGAAAAUAAAGCCUUACACAAGCAGGUAAAUAAGCUACAAGAAAAUUUGAAUUUUAAAGGUUAUGUACCAAAAUGUCACGCUUGUAAUGAAUCUGUAUACGAGACUCCUCAGCAGUCAACCGCGCCUCAAUCUCUGGCUGAUGAAUUGCGUCAGUCAUUAUUUAAUGAAACAUUUGAGACUUCCAUACUCAAUCUUGUACCAGAUGCCAGUAUGUCAGAAACCCAACAGAUUAGUUUGGAACAUAUGAAAGAAAAUUUGGUAAUUUCAGAACAAGGAGAAACUGUGAGAAAAGAGAGCCAAAGUAUAGUGGAAAAAUCACAAAAUGUGGUUGACUUGGAAAAAGAACUUCAGUCGGCUAAAAAAGAGAAAACUGCCUUAGAAUUGGAAAUUGAAAGGCUUAAGAAAUUAAAUGAUACAUCAAUAUUAGAAGAGGAAAUACAUAGUCUUCGUUGGCAGGUUAAUUCUUUAAGUGAAGUAAAAGCAGAAUUGGAGGAGGAAUUGAAACUUUACCAAGAAGAACUUGAGAAAAUGAUGGAAAAGGAAACCAUUCAAUUGAAAGAUGGAAAGAAAAUUGAUGAUUUAAGUCCAGAUGAGACUAAGUGGGCCUCUCUAGAAAAGGAAAAGCUUAAAGGAAAUGAUGACAUUUGUAAGCCAAAGGUUCACAUUGAUAAUGAAACGAAGGCUGAAUCUCUCUACUGUAAAGAAGACAUUGAACAGAUGCAAAGCAAACUGCAAGAAUCGGAUAAAUUGAUUGCUUCUCUAGAAAAAGAGAAAGAAGAAUAUAUUGAAACUCUAGAGGUUAUGAAAGAAAAGCUCCAAAGUAAGUCAAAAGAAUUUGAUGAAGCAAGAGAGACUGCUUCAUGUUUUAAAUCCAAAGUUGAAAUACUAAACCGUCUAACUAAAGAAUUGGAAGAUGCUAAAGUGAUCACUGCUGCUAUAAAAGGAGAACUUGGUAAUGAAGUACAAAGUGCAAUAAGAGAAGAUGAAAUUGAGAUGACUGAUAUGCUCAGAGAUUUAAGAGAGGUGAUUUUAACUAUGAAAAGUGCAAAGGUAUUGUUUGCAGAUAAAUUAAAAGAAGCUGAAAUUAAAAUUGCAUCAUAUGAAGAAAGAGAAAAGAAUUACAAGCUGGAGAAAUGCUCAUUCUCUGAAGAACUGAGAGAAAAGGAAAAGGAACUUGAAUGUGUGAAAGAGAAACUUGUACUACUACAGGAUGAAGGGGAGCAGCAGCUUAAAAAUUUUGAAGAGAAGUUAACAAAUGUGAUUGCAGAAAAGGACAGUGAAUUAGAAAUGGUCAUAACUAAUUUUAUUGCCAAGGAAGAAGCCUUUGAAAGCAGAGAGAUCGAACUAAAGACAAUAGCUGAAAAAUCAGAGGAAUUGAAACAUGUACUGUACAAUAAGGACAUAGAGAUUCAAAACCUCGGGAAGAUGUGUGCAGAUCUCCAAAACAUGGUGAAGGAUUUGGAGGCUAACGUAUCAAAAAAAGCCAUUAUGUUUUCACAAAUUGAGGAAAAAUAUUCAGAGCUUCAAAAGGAGUUUGAUCUUCUAAAAAUUGUGUGUGACAACAAGAUUCUAGAAUUGAACAAAUCUGUAACCAGUUACGAAGAGCAACUUAACAAGACAAAAGAAGAUUUAUCUAAAUCUCAUGAAGAAAAUCAGAAAUUGCUGUUAGAUGCAGAAUGUGCUUCAAAGACUGGGGCCACGAUUACUUUGGCUGAAGGCUCUGGCCAAGUUAUUAUAAACCAAAAAUUGGAUGAAUUAGAGCACCUCAAAGAUGAGUACGCUAUUAAAAUAAAGGAAUGUGACCAACUAAGAAACACAGUUGAUAACCUUAAGAUCAUAGUAUCAAAGAAGGAAGAUGAACUUAAAAUUAUAUCAUUGUCACGUAAUGAAGAGGUGUGUUCUUACACACACAAUCUGAACAAGAAAGAUGAGGAAAUAAAUAAUCUUCAGAAUAUUUUAAAAACUAAGAAUGAGGAAGUUUUCAGCUUGAAUGCAUUGACUGAAUCCAAAGAUCACAAGUUGAGGCGGCUCGAAAGUGAUUUGAAAGAUGUAAAACAGACUCUUGAUGAUAAUGAGAGAGCGCUUCAGGAAUCCAUAUCUUCUAAAGAGAGGGAGAUGUCGAGCAGAAUGCAGGAGCGCGAUGAGGAAAUAGAACGCUUUAAAAAGCUUUAUGAAGAGGUAUGUUCUGAUAGAAGAUGUAUGAGUGAUGCCAUAAAGAGUCAUGGGGAAGAGGCACAGCAAUUAACAAGAGAGUGUAAUGGCCUCAAGCUUAAAUUAGUAAAUUUGGAAAAUGAUUACAAAAAUAUCACUGAUAUCCUUAAGACAAAGGAGGCUAAAAUUAUGGAAAAAGAAGGUGUAAUAUCCUUAAUGAAAUUAGAAUGUCAGAAGCUGCAGGAAGAUAUCUCUAUUUUUAAAUCUAAAGAAAAAUGUUUGAUUGAUGAACAAGAGUCUAGAAAUGAGGAAAAGGAGAAGGUAGUUGGGAUCAUUGAAAAGUAUGAAACUGAACUGUCGGAAAAAGAUGAAGAAAUAUGUAAACUUAGAACUGUGGUGGAAAGUAAGGCAUCUAAGCUUGGUGAGAUGGAGGAGACAGUGAUGUCUCUUGAGAAGACUAAUAAGGAGAUGGCUGAAAAGUGUAGUAAUACUGAAGCUGUGCAAAAGAAAUGUAUAAUUUUGGAAGAAGAAUUACUGAAAUGUAAAAGUGUGUCGAGUGAGCUGGCAAGCCUUGCAGAAAAAUUGGUUUCCACAGAGGACAAACUUGAGGCUGUACAAGCCAGUCUCAAUGCUAAGAUCGAAGAGUAUGAGGCAACAGUUGCUAAACAUGCUUCAGAAAAAAAAGAACUUAAUUUACGAUUACUAGAGACUGAAGAAAAUUACAAAACUGUUAAAGAUGAGCUAGAAAGAGUAGAGAUUCAGUUGCAAGACAAUAUAAUGACAGAUUAUAGGAAUAUAAAAUUAUCAUUAGAGUGUACUAAAAAUGAAUUUUCUCAGAGAAACUCUUACUUGGAAAUGGAAAAGGCAAAGUUAGAAGAAGAACUUUCGUCUUGUAAAUCUCAUGAAGAGGAAAUGAAUGCUCAAAUAGAAUCAAAUAAUGGACAGAUUGAAAAGCUAAUCAGACUCGUUGAGAAAUAUGAGACAGAAAUGUCUGAAAAGGAGGAACAAAUGCAGAGGCAGAGCAUAAAAUAUGAAGCAGAAGCUACGGAGAAAGAGGCACAGGUGCAGAAACUGCUAGAGACAAUUGAGACUAAGUUACUCAUGAUCAGUGAGUUAGAGGAAACAGUUAGGUCUCUUGCUAACAAAAAUGACAUAAUGAUACAGAAGUGUUAUGAAAUGGAAGAUUUGGACAAAAAAUGCAUUUCCUUGAGCGAAGAAAUUAUGACCAUAAAGAAUGUUCAGAGUCAGUUUGAGAUUGUGUCCAAAGAAUUGGCUGCUGCUGAAAGCAAAAAUCAAGCUCUGCAGGAAGACUUAGAAUCAAAGAUAAACAAAUACAAUAAAGAAAUUGCUAAUUGUAUCUUGGAGAAAGAGGAACUCGACAAUCAGUUAAUACAAACUAAGAAAGAACUCGGCAUCAUCAAAGCGAGGCUUUUAAAGUGUGAAGAAGACUUGGAAGAAAAAACUGUUGCUUUACGUUUGAAGGAAGAGGAGAACUGUAAAUUGGAUGCUGAAUUGGACGAUAUGGUAAAUUAUUACAAAAAAGAUAGCCUUAUGAAAGCUGAGAUGUGUGAGGAGUUAAGCCUCAAGUAUAAGAAGGUGGAGACAGAACUCUCUGAAACAAAGCUGAUGCUCAAAAAAUCCUUUCAAGGUGAUCAGUCAUCUGUUAGUCAGGUUACCAUUAAUAAGACACUUGGAGGAAAUACAGAGCUUCAUAACACAAUUGAAUCCCUGGAGAAAAGAUUAUUAUCUACACAAGAAGAGCUAGAAAGGAAGGAGAAAGAGUGUGUUGCACUAAAUGUAGAGAUGGAUGAGAUAGUGAAGCAUUUUAAGCAGGAAGGCAAAUAUUUGGGGGAAGAGUAUGACAAAGUUGCAGAAAAGUUAAAGAAAACCGAGGAUGAGCUCUUGGCUACUAAGGCAAACUUUUUGGAGUUAUCCAAACAUGAAGUGGCACUAGUUGGUGGCACCAGUAUUGCUUUGUGCAGUACCAAAACUCCAACAAUAGAAUGGGGAAAUUCUUCUCAAGAUAAAAAUAUCUUAGACGAGGAAUUGACUUCUCAAAAGAUGGAAAAUUUAAAACUUAAGAAACAAAUUAAAAUGUAUAAAGAAAAUCUAAAUGAUUUAGAAAAAAAUAGAGAAAUCUUGCAAGCAGAAUUGAAAGAAAGAACUGAUGCUUUCGCGUCUGUACAUGAAAGAUUGCGUAACCAAGAUAAAUUGAGACUUCUUCAACAGGAGGAAAGAGAGAAGCUAGAAAAGAAAUUAGUGGAAUAUCACAGCCGAUUAGAGGCUGUCAGACUAUCGGCAGGCAGUGGGAUGAGAAGCUUGGAGAAAAUUGAUGAACUGUUACAGAAAAUUGAGAUAAUGGACCAUGAACUCGCUGAGGCAAAUAAGAAAUAUGAGGACCUCACAAAAGAAUACAGUCAGUGCAAAGUAGAGUACUCAAGAUUAUUUGAAAAGCAUGAAGAACUUAAAGUUCAUACUGCAAAGAAAGAGAUGUUAUUGGAAGAAAGAAUUGAUAGUGAAGAGAAGCUUGUACAAGUAAGUAAACAGUUCGAUAUAGAAAUUAAUUGCUCAUCCUCAGAGCCAUCUGAUUCAAUUCUUAAUGGAAGAAAGAAAUCAAAGACAUUUGCAAUUGAAAGGGAGAGGGAUGCUCUAAGAGAAAUGUGUGAAGAGUUUAAUGAAAAAAUAAAAACUUUAGAAUCGACCCUAGACUCUCUCCGACGUUCUCAGGGUACAGUGUCAACAGUUGAGGAGUUCCAACGGGAACUUUCAUGGAUGAGGGAAAAGAUGGAGGCUGCCGAGAAAGAACGUGCUCUCGUCAAUUCCAAUUAUGACAGCCUUGAGAGGGACUUUGAAGCACUACAAAGGGAAAUGGAAGGGAUCCAAGACAAGGUGAAGGAACAAGAUCUUGCUGUCAAAAGUGAGGAACUUCAGAGCAGGAAAUAUGAAGAAUUAAAAGAAGAAAAUAAGUUGUUAAGACAAGCUACCAAAACUAAAGUGGCGGAUGCUUCAGUUGAUGGUGGAGAUAAUGACAAUUUACAAGAACAACUGGCUGCAGCAGAGCGUGUGAAUAAUGAGCUGCGGUUCAGGCUACGUGCCCUUAAUGCUCCUGCUGAAAAGGUUGCUCAAAACCUAAGGGAAGAGCUGAAUCAUGCCAACCAAAAGGUGACUCAGUUGAAAAAAGAGCUUCGUCGUAUACAAAACACACAGUGUAUGGAUUCCACAAUCUGUCAGAUGAAGCCCAGUGCCUCCCACCAUGAUAAAGAUGCUGUAGAACCCCAGAGCAAUAUCAAGCCUGAAUUUGAUUAUGCCAGUGGCAGUGGUGUUGUUUUGGAAAUCCAAGUUCUUAAUCUGCAGAAUAAGGUUUACCACUUGGAGAAGGAAAAAAAGGCUGCUGUGAAUGAAUGCAAGACAAUGGAGGAACACGUGGACCAUUACAAGAAUAAGGCUCAAGAAUGGAAAAAUAAUGCAAUGAUAGAGAGGAAAGUGGGAGAGAAAGUAAAGAAGGAAUUAGAAUUAUUGAAUGCUGAGACUGAGCAAUGUAAGACUAAAUUGGAAGAGAAGCAAAACUUUAUUGAGCGUCUGCAGUUUGAGCUGGGGCACCAGAGAGAAACAAUUAUUAAGAUGGAGAAGGAAAAACAGGAGAAAUCUCAGAAGCUUAAAGCUGACAGCUCCCAAACUGGGAUAUCGUCUCAGAGGCAUCUCUCUCUUCCUGCCCCGAUAAAGGAAACAGGUGCAGAUAAAGAGGAGGAUAAAAAAACGGCACGUUCCAGAAGCACGUAUCAACUAGGAGCUCACAAUGCUCCACUACCAACACAGACUUGCAUCGAGCGUCUCCCUGGAGUAAAAUCAUCCAAAAGUACUCAGAAAAAUCCCGCAGAAAAAGUUCAUAUGUGGCAAAGUUUAAAUAAGGAAAACCAAGACUACUCAAAGUUUUUCUCAGGAACCUCAAAGAAACCAGAUGAGGAUUGUAAAACUCAGUAAAAAUUAUCUAAGAAAAUAUGCUACAGCUUGGGUACAUAUCUGGAAUUUUGUUUAGCUUUCACAGAAAAGGAAGGGUAAUGGAAAAUAAUUGUAGUAUAACCUCGCCAUCAUGACUGAUCGUUCGUGAAUGGUUCUUUUUCAAUUUUUUUACUUUUUCUUAACAUAAGUGAUGGAACACAUUUUUUACAUUUACAUUCACAAAUUAUAUAGUGCAUUCUAGUAUUGAAAAAUAAAUGUUUAAUGUAUUUGUGUACAUAUAGAAACUACAUUUGUUAAUAAAUUAUAUAUUGAUGCAUUUUAAUGCACAGUGUACAGAAACUGCAUUUUAAUUUGUAAUAAAAAUAUAUAAAGUUUA